Messenger RNA from Rhipicephalus sanguineus (brown dog tick), 514 nucleotides. RefSeq lists its product as uncharacterized. The record is from RefSeq and is a predicted model, not a curated record. Lineage: Eukaryota; Metazoa; Arthropoda; Arachnida; Ixodida; Ixodidae. The transcript is spliced from 3 exons. The coding region runs from base 51 to 506 and encodes 151 amino acids.
AUGACUUCAAAUUGAAAACAGCGAAUUUCCGAGGUGUCAUUUCUGUGACCAUGAAGGGUCGGUGGACGGUGCCCAAGUACAGCGGCGAAGUGGAUUUCUUCAACCGCUGUGUGUCUGACCCGAACAGCAAAUCCUUCGGAAGGUACACUGAGGUGUGCCCGGCUACAACCAUGAAGCAGGGUCAAAAAAACGUGUUUCAGUUAACAUACUCAGGCAAACACUGUGCCAUUCACGCCUAUUCCCCGGACAUGAACCGCGUGUUCGCCUACGACAACGAGUUCGGCCUGGCUGUCAAGCUCUGCGCCGCGAAAGCCGAUAAUCCAGAGCUAAAGUUUGGCAUCGCCGCCUUCGACAUCGACUACGACGACUACGACAACACGUGUGUCUCCCUAAACACAUACGGCCGAAACAGCCGCCUGCAGCGAGUCAAGAUGGUAGUGGACUACAUCAGGAGCCAAAAGGGCGACGAUUUCAAGGAGGCUACCUGCAGGAUCUUCGGGGAAUAGGAGCGCCU